Carassius carassius (crucian carp) is the source of this 3139-nucleotide messenger RNA. Its product is annotated as cotranscriptional regulator FAM172A homolog. NCBI's taxonomy places the organism in Eukaryota, Metazoa, Chordata, Actinopteri, Cypriniformes, Cyprinidae. Gene Ontology annotation, cellular component: nucleus. Gene Ontology annotation, molecular function: siRNA binding. The record is from RefSeq and is a predicted model, not a curated record. Gene Ontology annotation, biological process: regulatory ncRNA-mediated heterochromatin formation. Bases 138 to 1385 code for a protein of 415 amino acids. The transcript has 11 exons.
UGUAAAACGCUUCCGUUUCCGACGAGACGGAAGUGUGUCUUCCUGUUUGGCAGAAGGAGGAAGCAGAAUGUGUGAAAUCUCACAUUGUGCUUGUUGUUAUGGGCGACGUGCAGUAAUAUUUGUGUAGUGGUGUGUCCAUGCCUGUCAGAGCCAGCAUCUUCCUCUUCUGUUUAGUUCGGAUAACUAUGGCCCAGCUCUUGGCACAAGAAGAAAAAGAAAAAACUACUGCACUAAAAGAUUUAUUGUCCAGGAUCGAUUUAGAUGAGCUGAUGAAAAAAGACGAGCCUCCGCUGAACUUUCCUGAAACUCUGGAUGGGUUUGAAUACGCCUUCAAUGAACAUGGUCAGUUGAGACACAUGCACACAGGAGAGCCGUUUGUCUUCAACUAUAAAGAGGACCUGCAUAGAUGGAACCAGAAAAGAUAUGAAGCAUUGGGAGAGAUCAUUACAAAGUAUGUUUAUGAACUCCUGGAAAACAACUGCAACCUGAAGAAGGAGAUCAUCCCUGUCGAUUCGACUAUGGAUGAACCGAAAAGCUUUAUUUACAUGAGCGAGGAUGCCCUCACUAACCCAGAGAAGAUCAUGGUUCUUAUCCAGGGCAGUGGAGUGGUAAGGGCAGGCCAGUGGGCUCGACGCCUCAUCAUUAACGAAGACCUCAACAGUGGGACGCAGAUACCCUUCAUUAACCGGGCCAAAGAGGAGGGCUACGGGGUGAUUGUGCUGAACCCCAACGAAAACUCUCUGGAGGUGGAGAAGGUUCCGGAUUCAGCCAAGAAACCGUCCCCGUAUGCCUCUGAUGAGCCGGCUGAAAAGAGAGAGAGGAAGGAAGAGCGGGAGAGCAAGAAAAAAAAGGACUUUUAUGAGAAGUAUCGCAACCCACAGAAGGAAAGAGAGAUGGAGCACAUCCCGAUACGAGAAAACAGCACUCCAGAGGAACACACACUCUAUGUGUGGGACCACUUCAUCUCGAAAUCACUUGCGAAAAACGUCUUCAUCGUGGCACACAGCUAUGGCGGCUUGUCAUUUGUGAAUUUGAUGAUUCAGCGAGAAGCGGAAGUGAAGAAUCGUAUCCGUGCGGUGGCCAUGACUGACUCUGUCCAUAACGUCUGGCACCAGGAAGCCAACAAGUCCAUUCGGGACUGGCUCAGAGAGCACUGCUGUAACUGGGUGUCGAGUCCUGAGCCCCUGGAUACUCUGGUGGACCCCAUGCUUAAUGACUGCCCUCGUGUUUCAGCAGGUACUGAGAAGCAUGAGUUAACUUCAUGGAAGAGCUUCCACUCCAUUUUCAAGUUCUUCAGCGAUGCCCUUAAGGACCACGAGGACGAGUCCUCCUCCAGUCCGGUCACCACACGCAGCUCCCACCGUAUAAAAAAUGAAGACUUAUAAAGGGAUCGCAGAUCCCAAACUAGAGCCCGCGUUCGUUCCCUCUUAGCUCUUUUUCUCCUCUGUUCUUUAUACGAAAAAUAUUUCGCCUUGAAGCCCUCCUCCCAGUGAAAUGCAUGAUUCUGAGGAGUGCAGGGUCAGCCUGUAUACAUCAGAAUAGCGUUUUGCAUUACUUCUGGAUGAGUGCAACUGUCAAAGCAAUAUGGCUUCACUGCUUGUGCCUCCUGUGGGUCGCUGUGUGGAUUUGGUGGUAGCCCAUCGGUGGCCAGAUUAAGGCUGACAGGCGGCGCCACACACCGCCUCUUGAUGCACCUCUAAUUAUCAUGACAUUGUCCUGAACUGAGCUAAUGCCUGGGAAGCACCUGCAUACACACACACAAGUCUGGCAGGUCCUAGUGCUCCUGUCAUUUCUUUUAACUGGGGUCUCACUUGCAUUUAAAGUACUUGAGCACUUGGGAACUUUUUAUGUCAGAUGCUAAAGGCUUAUGGGUUGUUUUCUUUCAUAUGUAUAACACUUUAACCUGAAAAAAAGCAUCUUGCAGACGCAAACAUCUAUUCAAUGGCUAUCUCAAGACUAGAUUUAGAAUGAACAUAAUGAAGUAAGCCAUUGACAGCAUGAAAUAUUGAAAGAGUCGUCCCCUGUUUUUAAAUCCCUGAAAACCUUGUGCGAAUAUGAGUUUUAGGAAUGUCUCCCUUUGACGGAGCAGAUAUGUCAGUCUUGGUAUACCUUUUUACAUGUCAGGAUCAGGGUAAUUUAAUGUUAUCCAAAGUAUGAAAGCCAUUCAUUCAGAUGUUUCCCAAUGUAACCUGCCCUUUUCGCAAAGUCCAUGACUAUUCAGACUGUUUUAACACCUCAUUGUUGUCCUCUGCUAAAGCUUAAGUAUGUGUUAUGUUACUGUCUUAGCAAAGACAAGAGACAUUGUCUCCUGGACAGUGUGGUCUUAGCAGAGGCUUAAGGAUAUGUCACUCAGGCAUGUCAGCAGAUCACUCUGUUUUAGCUUGAAAAUUCAUCUCUCGGUAAAAGGCUGCUUUGGUCUCAUCACUCACUGGUAUUCAAGGUACUCAAUGUAAAUAGUUCUAGUGCUUUAUACAUAUUUCAUAUAUUAUUUUUUAUCCAAAAUAAAGAUGUGACUACAGCUUCAGAAAUGCAGGACCCCAGAGGCUUUCGUGUUUGAAACGGUUUUUUACUAUGAAUUAAACUUUUAAUAUAUCUGCAACUAUUCAUUAGAUGCCACUGAUCAAUUGCAAGUUGCUUAUACUGUCUUAGUUAAAACACGUCCACUCAGAUCCCAAUAUUGUUGCCUUAGGAAUAAAUACAAAAAGUUCAUCUUUAUUUUUAUUUUAUUUUCCAAAACUGACAAGCCAUAUGUGAAUUUCACUUGCAUUAAGUACAGCCUUAAACCAAAUCGAAAACUUUAUUAGUUUGUAAAUUACGACUCAUUUUAACAAUUAAUAUUUUAAUCAAAGAGAUUCUAUGUUUUAUUGAAACAUCCUAGUCUGAAAUGAUAGAAGUGUAAGAUGUUUUCUGGGUUUUCUCUCUUUUGUAUUCACUUUCAAUGAGGAUUCAUUAAAUGAAAACAUAAUCAGAUAUUUUAACUUUAAAUUUCCUUUUCAUAAAUUGUUCAAAUAUUUUAGUCUUUGGUCUUCGAAUUAAUGGCAGUUUUGUGCCCUAAUUAAUCAUUCAAUUUGUUUUCAUAUCAUGUGAGUGUAAUAAUGAUCUCUAAGCUGUAAUUAAAUAAAGUUCUUUAUAAAAACAA